This is a messenger RNA of Pimephales promelas (fathead minnow), 8534 nucleotides long. The record is from RefSeq and is a predicted model, not a curated record. NCBI's taxonomy places the organism in Eukaryota, Metazoa, Chordata, Actinopteri, Cypriniformes, Leuciscidae.
UCCCUUCUGCCCUCCCUCGUCUCGUCUUCUGCCUAGCAGCAGCUAGCAAGUUCGCUUCACGCUUCCCCAUCGCUAGCUUCGUCGUUCAACUCGAAACACCCGCAGCCGCUGGUCAUUUUACGAGGCUUUAAGCUGCAAACUGCGCGAUCGAAAGCUCUCGGCUAAACUCGGGAACUUUUGCAACCAAAGCGCGCGCCUCACAUCAGCCAGUGAUCGUGACGUAGUUAUUGACAAAUCUUUAUUUCGCUUUGCGCUGCAUUUGAUGUCACCCGAGCUCUAGUCGCGGGCCGUCUGCACAGGUUCUCCUGCUGCAAGAGGACUCUUAGAAGUGCGUGAGGACAAGUCACAGUGCGAUGAAAGGAAUGCAGGGAAAGCAGGAGGGAUGAGAAAGCGAUUCAAGUAAAAGAAGACUCGCAUCACCAUAAAGUGCCUCAUCUGGAUGCUGCGGAAGCCCUCCUCUGUGUCUGCACUCCCAUCCUGGCUGGUGUCUGCUUCGGAACGCUCUUUUCCCCGCUGACUUGAGCGGUGUGCGCUUGGCCUUGGCAUGGGCUAUAUUUCACCCUGACAGUCAAUCAAGCCAUUUGCCUGUUCCUUGAUUUCCAACUUUGCCUACUCGCCAUUUCACCUUAUAAUACAAGGACACCAGUCGAUUAGUUUCCCUUUUGGGUUCUCAAAGUGUUUCUCCCUUCACUUCUGCAGUCUCUCCAUCCCUUGUGACCCAGACAUGCGAGCAUCUUUAGGGACUGCUGCGGCUAUGGCAACAGGGCAAGGGGUUUCGGAAGCCUAAAUUUAGAGAUUUUAAAUCAAUGCAAGGAAGCUUUUUUAAACCCCGCGCUCCCGAGGGUGAGUCUAGACAGUGGGACGACCGCUGCAGACAAAUAGGUAGUGGCGCUCUACUCUACUUUUAAUGCCUCGUUUUCCUGGAAGACAGCCGAAGAUGCACCGCAGCAUGUCACAGUGACCUACCCCACCUCAGCACCCUCAGUUCGUUGUUCUCCCUACCUGACUUUCAAAUAAUCUCAUAUUCUCGUCAUACUCACCCUUUGGUUAAUCACUAGACUAUGCCCCCUACCUGUCAAUAAGAGAGUUUGUUUUUCGUCUCUAGACUGGUAGUCUGAGGAUCUCCUCGCCACUGUGCUAAUUUUUUUGCAGCCUUUGUGCUUUAUCACGCCUGGCUGCCCCACCCAAGCCCUCCGCUCACCCGCCACUCGCCGAGGGACCGCUAUGGCCGUCAAUGUGACCAUGGGCCGCGACACCAAGUGGCUGACGCUGGAGGUGUGCCGAGAGUUCCAGCGAGGAACCUGCUCACGCUCGGACGCCGAAUGCAAGUUUGCUCACCCCUCUCGCACAUGCCACGUGGAGAACGGCCGCGUCAUCGCCUGUUUCGACUCACUCAAGGGACGCUGCACACGUGAUAACUGUAAGUACCUGCAUCCUCCGCCUCAUCUCAAGACCCAGCUGGAGAUAAACGGCAGGAACAACCUGAUCCAGCAGAAGACCGCAGCCGCCAUGCUGGCCCAGCAGAUGCAGUUCAUGUUGCCUGGAGCUCAGCUGCAGCCUAUCACCUCUUUCCCAGUUACGCCUUCAUUGGCCAACAGUCCGAGCAUGGCUUUCAGCCCGUACCUAAGCCACAUGAGCCCGGGCAUCAGCCUCAUGCCCGAGCUUCUGCCCAGCGCCCCCGUGCUGGUCCCGGGGAGCCCCACCGGCAUGGCCAUGGGCAACGGAAAUUCAACGCAGAAACAUGUUCGCACAGACAAACUUGAGGUGUGUCGAGAAUUCCAGCGGGGAAACUGCACGCGUGGGGAGAACGACUGCCGCUACGCCCACCCAAUGGAAGCCGCCAUGGUGGACGGCAGUGAGAACUCGGUCAUUGUUUGCAUGGAUUACAUCAAGGGCCGCUGCACCCGUGACAAAUGCAAGUACUUUCACCCUCCGGCUCACUUACAGGCCCGGAUAAAGGCGGCGCAGCACCAAGCCAGCCAGAAUGCUGCUGCCAUGGCUCUGCCACCAGGAGCCAUGCAACAGCUACCAAAGAGACCGGCCCUGGAGAAGACUAACGGCGCGGCUGCCGUCUUCAACCCCAGCAUGUUCCACUACCAGCAGGCUUUGGCCAGCAUGCAGCUGCAGCAGCCAGCGUUCAUUCCCACAGACGCUGCCGAGGUACUGAGCACAGACCCCAUGGACCUCCAGUGUGUUCCCAUGGAGGCCCAUUUCUGCCCCGUUCCUAAACUCCUGGUGGCCGCACCUAUGACGCUGAAUCCAGUAAGCCUCUCCCGCAAUCCCACAACCUAAUCAGACCCAUCACUCAUGCAACGUGUGCCCAAACACAACAGAAAAAUGAAUGCAACAAACGUGUGCCUAAUCAGUAAAGUCCUUAACGGGCAAUACAUUAAUUCUCAUAUCAGAGAUGCCCACUUCAUUUGACGUCAACAGAGGUUUGUUGAUAUUGAAACAGGCAAUACUUAAAUUUGGACCUACAACUGUAUAAGGAAGCAUGCCAUCUCAAAACAAGGAGACUUAAGGAGCGUGCGGAUGCUGAAUCAGGAGACGGAACGCUCUCCUAACUCACAGCCAUACGAAUACAUGCAAACCAAUUAGCUGAGAAAAUGAAUUCUCCGAAGGUGAACAUUAGAUUUGAGAGCCGAUGUGUGGUAGGAGAUGGAGCCGACACAGAUCAUCAUCAGCAGACAGAAUGUUUCUCCGUCGUUGAAUGUGACAACAGAGUGUGUGAGAGCGACACCUGCUAAUGAUAUUUUACAUAGUUGUGGUGGUGGUAUUUUCUUUCACAUUUAAUUAUAAUUAAUGAACGUGGCACGUUUUAUUUCAUGUUUACAUUUUAAAAUGUAGAGAAAAAAAGAUUAUUUGAAACCAAUUGAUUCUUUUGUAAGAUAAUCUGUUCAUGAUACUGAUUUAGGUUUUUCGUUGAGAGGUUUUCAAAAUGUUGUUGUUCGUGCCUUUGAGUUACAAGUGUGUGGAUGUCUUUCUUUCCCCAAUUCUUCUGUACUACAACUGACUUACAUUUUAUCAUAGACUAAGAAAGUAUACCUGUGUAGCCUUUCAGAAUCAAUGUGUCGUUCUUCUGUCAACUUAGAGAUGUGUGUUGUUCUGAGUGACUUGGUUUUUCAUGGUCUCAUGAAACAGUAUUAUUUAUUUAACCACUGUCUAACAGGCUAAAACUGGUCUACUGAGAUAAGUGUUAAUAUUCAUGCCUGAAGUAUCUCACCUCGCAUUUCAAGCUCAACAUCGAAACGGUCAAACACAAGAUUGGUUGACAUGCUAGUACCUCCGUUUUAAAAAUAGAACUGCCUUAAGCAGACUCACUAACUAUGAGCACUUUUGCUUUCACAGUGUGCUGCACACUGAAUUUAAGGUCUGAUUGCAGGCCUUCUGGAUGUAUAAGAUGUCUCAUUGAGAAGAUUUUAACUGAACAUUUUUUUUUUUAAUUCCAGCUGGACUUUGUUCAAUGUUUCUUGCAAAACUAUCGGCUGAUGUGUCCUGGAUAUUCAAAUACUGUAAAAAUAGUCAUAUUUAUUUGCUUUUUAGAUUAUAAAUUCAUAUCACUUUUUCUACGGUUAUUAGGUGAAUCUUAUGAAAACGUGUCCAUGUCACCCAAAAAGCAGAGGAAAUAAGACAAUUGAAUGACAAAAAAACGACAUUUAAGCACAUUACCUCUAUCGCCAUUACCAUAGUACAAAAAAAAAAAAUAAUAAUCACUGUAAAAUGCAAUAAAUAACUAUAUAUAUAUAUAUAUAUAUAUAUAUAUAUAUAUACUGUAUUUAUACAUCACAGUUGUAUUUGUUUAAUCCUAAUUUUAACAAAAAUAUAAUAAAAAUAAUUAAAUCACAACAAAAUAUUUUUUGUUUAACAGUAAAAAUCAAUGAUUGCUAAAUUAAUCUAAAUUAAGGGAAUUUGGUUUAAUUGUCGUAAGAACGACGUUGCAAAGCAAAAGUAUCCUAAAAUGAGGCUUCACCUUUAUGCAAAACUGUUCUGAUUUUGGUGUGAAAUUUGACAUAUUUUCAAGAGCUUCAUCCUAUUACCAUGUCUAUCUUUUGAAGACAACCCCCUUCUGAUGGCUGGACUGUCUCUGCCAAAAUGUAUGCUCUGUCCCACCUGCUGUGUGACAGUCUGUUCGUCUCCACUUCUUGUUCAGCCAUGUUUGGUGCAUCCCAGAGUACUAUAAGAUCUGUGUUCAAUAGUCGUUAGUUGCCAAAAUAAAUCUCACAUAAUCCGUUCAAACUGCAUGUUUAGCUGUUUACACCCUCAUUUCAAAUCACAUUUGCAAAAGCAUUUCUAGAAGUUACAGACUGGUGCCUGAUUUGAGAAUUCUGCGUCUCUCCCAUUGGUUUGCUGUAUUCAGCACCAUGUGCGCCCCCCUGCACAGACAUGUCAAGUGCACUGCUUUUGUGCCAAUGACUCUCAGACAGGUCACCCUGUGCCAAUCACCGGAGAACUCAGACUGCGCAAUCAGGUCGCGAGCCAGAUGGAUUUAAAUUGCAAUAUCGCAAAUGUACCCACCCGAGCAACAAAUGUAAACCCACUUGAGCAAGCUAUUAUCUUGUGCUUUGUUUUGAAACGUCUCAGUUAUUGCUACCGUUCAUUAGGUUGAGUCGAAACUGACAGUAGGGUGGUUUUCAGCAUCUGUUUUUAUUACUGCAUCAGUGGACGCCGUACUAAUAGACUUCCAGUCCUUGCCAACCAAGAGCUCUAUUAGAUUAUUGCUGUAAUAUAUUAUUGAUAGUUUGUCCAUGGAUGGAACGUGAAAACUGUGUCAGACAGACGAUACAAGGAGGCCUGCAAUCCAUUAGGGUCGUACUGGAGUUUCUUUGCCCGUUUUGACUUCGAGAGAGACAGCUGGUUGAAUUUUGACUAUUUAAGACUAUUUGUGUUUGUGUUUGUUGUGUUCAUGUUUAGAGUGUGAACAGGUUUCAAUCACUGACUGUGUCCUUACUUUCGAAAGUCGGCAGACUCUAAAAUGCAAGGGCGUAGACGACCGUGCGACAUCAGAAUAUUAUUCUUGUUUGGACUGUGAGCUGAAAGCUGCGGCUCUCGGGUAGACAUGUUACCAUAAAAGGAAAAAAAAGAAAAUUAAUUAUUUUCAGACUGGGUACUUAGUAAAGGCCCUCAUCAGCCAAAGCUUCAUUGACAAGACAUUACUGCCCCUCACGGGCCUUUACAUGCAUAAAUGAAUGUGACAUUUAAGACAGAGAGAAUGUCACGAGAGGUUUUGGAUGCCUGUAUCACCAUUUCUCUCGAACGAAACUACAACCUUUCUCAACAUAUCAAGGAAGUGAAAGCCUCCCAAUGCCAUCCACUGUUGAUGUACAAAAAGACAGAAAAGAAAAAAAAGUGUUUAUCAUCACUUAUCUCAAAGACCCUUCUCUAUACUGUUGUCUCCUUUGGGUCAGCCAUGUUGUUUCAACAGCAUAACCCCAAGAGAGAGCCAUAAAGCGUUUUUUUUUUUCUUUUUGUGAUAACCAGACCUUAAAAACCAUCAUUGCACUUUUUUUUGCUGAUCAGCACACACUAUCUAGGCCAAACACAAAUGAAAUGACAGCAUAGGUGGUGUAAAACAACACAAAAUUAGAGCAAGAUGAUACUAUACUGUGUUAUAACUAAAAUAUCUGUAUUGUAAACAUCUCUGUAUAAUGUUCAUGUGUUUUAAGAUUGUUUUAAGAAAUACUGGGGCAAAUGCGUGUAGAUUUCUUGAGGAAGGAUCUCUACUGUUUAUUGAUGUGUUGGAUUGUGUUUUGUAAUUGAGUUCCAUUGCCCAGCCAAGGUGUAGAUGCUCUCUCUCUCUCUCUCUCUCUCUCUCUCUCUCUCUCUCUCUCUCUCUCUCUCUCUCUCUCUCUUAUAUAAAGAAUUAUGCCUUCUCCAACUGCAAUCCAGCUGGAAUCAACGAAAUACUUGAUAAAGAAAAAACAAUGUGCCUCAUCAGGGGCUUUAGGAUUUUAAGAUCUCACUUUUUAAGAAGUGUGCAUACCUGCAUAAAGUAGUUAGCUAGAAUAAUCUAUGUGUAUUACAAAUGCAUCAUCAUCGUCGUCAUCAUUCUAGUUUUUAUCGACACACAUUAAUGACGGUACCUGUUUUAACUAUAUCCUCACGACUUCAGUCAUGUUACGGUGUGUUUUGACAACGCUGUCAAUGGUAGUUUGCGUUUGAUCAUUAGCGUUACUUGGUUCCUUACCUAACAUCGUAAAGUCUGUCAUCGCAUGAAAUUAAAGUAAUCUAAAUAAUCUACAUCAUAGUUUGUGCAGUUAGUGGUUUAAGAUUAAAAAAUACUUAAUCUAUAUAUCUAUAUAUCAAUAUACACAUUUGUAUGUAUUACAAUGAUAAAUUCAUUGUUACCUAUAAUGAUAGUAAGUUCAUGUUGCUGUGGCAACAAAACUACAACAUGGCUACCUUUGUAUAUCUUAAUUGUGAAUUUUUUCACACUUAAAGUGAAAUAAUGUACAACGUUAACUUAUUCAGAAAGGGAAUGUGUUCUUAAGUGGUCUUGGAAAAAGAUAUGAUUGACUAUAUUGUUAUAUAUAUAUAUAUAUAUAUAUAUAUAUAUAUGUAUAUAUAUAAUACGUAUAUAUACAGACUUGUGAGAUACUUUAUGUCCAGAGGCCCUUUGGAGACAUCAUAUGUUAUUUCUGUUUUAAUGAUUAUUGUUUUUCUAUUGGGGUUGCUGAUCACUUUUAGAAAAGAACCAGAUCUUUACUUAAACAACAUCUGAGCUUUUGAACCAAUCUGAUGGAUCAAUUUGGGGGGAAAGACUUGCUAGUCUCAUAUUUGGUUCGAAAAGGGCUGGCAAUGCAUUCGCAAUGGUGCGUUCCGGUUUUUAUAAAUAAUGCAGCCCUGUGAUGUCAUAAACAUGAGCCCCUGAUUUCUGUGUCUGUCCCCCUCUGGCCCGCCCAGACUGCACCCCAGCUGUGCUGGGACCUGGUGACCCCAUCGGUCACCCCAUCGGUGUACGAAUGUGUGUUAUUCACCUUGUUUGCACUUAUGUACAUAAAUGAGUCAAAAUAUUCAGAAUUUAUUUUGAAUAUACAUAGAUGAAUAAAUAUAUAUAUAUAUAUAUAUAUGUGUCGAAGAGCAGAUUCAAAUCAAAUGUCUGUAUUGUUUGGAAUACAUGUAAAAUGUUAAAGAGAUAGAUGCUGUUUUGCCGGGGUGUUGAGGAGAAAUUUGUUGUUUGUUCUGUUUGCUAAUGCCCUCGUUCUCACCGUUAAGCAUGAUAGUGCAUUUUGCGGAAAUAAUGAUGUCAUAAAAGGCUUUGUAGUUUCGCAUAGCUUACAAAAGCGCGUCAAGUUGAGCACCGCGUCCGCUUACGUCUGAUCCCGAUGUGCGGUUGUGUCCGGAAACCAAAGAACGGCCAACUUGAUUCUCUUUUACCUCUACAUCGUGUGAGUUUCAGGCUCACAGUUUUGUUUUCUGUGUAGUCCCAUGAGAUGCAGUGAUACGGGGGGGUGUAGUAAAAGGAAGUUUAGCACAGAAAGAGCACCUCAGGAUCAGACCGCAGCUGGAAAGCAUUGCCGCAAGUUCUACAAAAUGCAGAAUUUCAGUUUUCCGCGUUGGUUUGGUUGUAUUGACGGACGUUUUCCAUUCUUGUGCAUUCACCAAGAACAACAAACAAACCUGAAAAUCUCACAGGAUAUCCUUCAAAAUCCCACGUUAAAUCGCCAGAUAAUACCCUCUGUUGAAGAAAACUUGUACAUUCUGUGCUCUACAGUUGCUUUGGAAGCCAAUAAUUUUGUUGCCAUGGCACUUGCCCUAAUAGUGAGGGAGAGACCGAGUCUUUUGUAGGUUCUUGCAUAUAGACGCACCUUUGGACCAAUUGAAUAUGGUCCUCAGCCUUUUGACUGUAAAGCUGAGGUAGCACUUAGGACUUGGCAUAGACUAUGGGUCCCGACUUGCAUCCAGAAGCUGAAUGCGAACACACGGGACGCUCCUUUUACCACUGUGCUUGACAGAGAAAAUCAACAAAAGCUCUUCUGCUGUCCAUUAUCCUGUGCCUAAACAUUCAGUGUGAUGUGAAAGGACUGGUCUGUAAAGAAAGCCAUUGAGGUUAGACUUCCACCUAACUGUGCCCUACAUUCAGUCACGUCAUUGUCAUACCUGUGACUGGAACACUAACGUCAUUGGUUCGUGUUUACGUGUAGAAGACAUCACUGAGACCGGAGCAUCACAUUAAUGUUGUACAAAGCUGUAUAGUUUCAAGCGGCGAUGCAGAGGUUAUGUCCCUUUAAAGGCGUCUGCUGAUGCCUGUGUAAAUGCUAUUGUGUGUGUGGAACCGUUCAAAGAAUGUCUACAUUGUUUCAAAGCCAUAAGAAAUAGAUUCCUCUCUCUCCCACUGUAGGACAAGAUAAAACUGAAUGCUUUGACUCUUUAUAUGAAAUGCUUCUCUUUCUAUUUAGCUUCUUGUGCUUGUAUGUGCUUCAAGAACUGUGCUUCUUGUCAAUCCCUUUGCAAUAUAUAUAAAUGUAUGGAAUAUAUACAUACUUAAGACUUCUGUUCUUUUUGUUUGACAUUUUAAUAAAGCACUUAAAAGGCAA